AUGCUGAAAGACGAAGAAGAGCGCCUAGCCCAACCAAAAGCGGCAAAACCCAUAAAACUUGAAGAAGGCGCUGACAAACUUUCUCCAGAGCGUUUAAAUUUAUACUGCUUACAGUACUCCCUGCUUGCUAACCCAUUUCAAGACUGUCUCUAUGCACAAGUAUAUACAGUUUCAGCCUCGCCCAGCUUGUCGACCGCGCCAAACACCCCAGAAAUUCUCUCCUCAAAGUCCUUAUAUGUCUGUGAAAAGUGCAAUCGCACCUAUACCAGACCGAGUACUUUAAAAGUCCACAUGCGAAAACAUACAGGCGAAAGGCCUUAUGUCUGCAAAGUAUGCCAGAAGGCAUUCUGUGAGAGUGGAAACCUGAGGACUCAUAUGAGGACUCAUACUGGAGAAAAGCCUUAUGAGUGCCAGGAAUGUGGCAAGAAGUUUACAACACAGGGGCACCUGACAGAUCAUAGCAGGCGGCAUAAUAAUAUAAGACCGUUUGUGUGCAAGGAAUGUGGCAGCUCCUUUAUGAGGAGCAGCACACUGAAGAUACAUGUAAGGAUACAUACGGGGGAGAAGCCUUUCAGCUGUGAACACUGCAAAAAAGCCUUCAGCGAGAGCGGGAACUUGAAAAUUCACAUGAGAACACACACUGGGGAAAGACCAUUUAUGUGUCCUUUUGAAGAGUGCAAAAAGACCUUCAAAACGAAGGGACAUUUGAAAGACCACUUGAAGACGAGGGUUCAUAAGAAUAAUGAAGAGGUUAAUUAA
Molecule: messenger RNA, 759 nt
Organism: Blepharisma stoltei
Lineage: Eukaryota; Ciliophora; Heterotrichea; Heterotrichida; Blepharismidae
Source: the annotation of a GenBank genome assembly